CUACCGCCGAAAGACGCGACGCGAUUGGCUGCUGUGGAUGUCAGAGUGGCGCCAGUUCUUGCACAGCGACCGGGGAGAAGUGCUGGCUGCAUGUGAAUGAAUUCAGCGCUGUUGUGUUAGAAAAGCAGUCAAAUUAACACAUUAAACUGCACUUUUACUCGGUAACAACUGAAGGGUAUUGGAGUCUCAUUCCACUUGACGCUCAACGCUACAAGACAUGGCUCGUAAGGAUUAUGAGGCUGAGAAAGAGAAGUGCAAAAGGUUCCUGCAGGAGUUUUACACAGAGGAUGACAAUGGGAAGAAGGUGUUUAAAUAUGGAGCACAGCUGGUGGCUUUGGCCCACCGGGAGCAGGUGUCUCUCUUUAUUGAGCUGGACGAUGUGGCAGAGGAGGACCCUGAGCUGGUGGAGAGCGUCUGCGAGAACGCCAAGCGCUACACGGCUUUGUUUGCCGACGCCGUCCACGAGCUGCUGCCAGAAUACAAAGAACGAGAUGUGGUGGCCAAAGACUCUCUGGAUGUGUAUAUUGAGCACAGGUUGAUAAUGGAACAAAGAGGUCGGGACCCUGCUGACACCAGAGACCCCCGUAACCAGUACCCACCUGAGCUCAUGAGGAGAUUUGAGCUGUACUUUAAAGCUCCCAGCACGUCUAAGCCCAAGGUGGUGCGUGAUAUUCGGGCUGACAGCAUUGGCCACCUGGUCGCGGUUCGAGGCAUCGUGACCCGGGCCACUGAGGUGAAGCCAAUGAUGGCUGUGGCGACGUACACGUGUGACCAGUGUGGUGCUGAAACUUACCAACCGAUCCAGUCUCCCUCCUUCAUGCCCCUCAUCAUGUGUCCCAGCCAAGAGUGCGUCACCAACAAGUCUGGAGGUCGGCUUUACCUGCAGACCAGAGGCUCCAAAUUCAUCAAAUUCCAGGAGCUGCGUAUCCAGGAGCAUAGUGACCAGGUUCCUGUUGGUAAUAUCCCCAGAAGCAUGACGGUGUACGCCCGCGGUGAAAACACGCGUCUCGCUCAGCCUGGAGACCAUGUGGCCAUCACAGGGAUCUUCCUCCCUCUCCUGCGUACAGGAUACAGCCAGGCUGUGCAGGGACUUCUGUCAGAAACCUACCUUGAAGCUCACAGCAUCACGCUCAUGAACAAAACGGAAGACGACGAGCUCGGCAACGAGGAGCUGACCGACGAGGAGCUUCGCAGCAUCACAGAGGAGGAAUUCUAUGAGAAACUCGCCGGCUCGAUUGCGCCGGAGAUCUACGGGCACGAAGACGUGAAGAAGGCUCUGCUCCUCCUGCUGGUCGGAGGAGUGGAACAAGCUCCAAAAGGCAUGAAAAUCAGAGGCAACAUAAAUAUCUGCCUGAUGGGCGAUCCAGGAGUCGCCAAGUCCCAGCUGCUGUCCUACAUCGACCGAUUGGCUCCUAGAAGUCAGUAUACGACGGGUCGGGGGUCGUCUGGUGUCGGUUUGACCGCCGCCGUCAUGAAGGACCCUCUGACUGGUGAAAUGACUCUGGAGGGCGGCGCCUUGGUGCUCGCUGACCUGGGCAUCUGCUGCAUUGACGAGUUUGACAAGAUGGCCGACGCCGACCGCACGGCCAUCCACGAGGUCAUGGAGCAGCAGACCAUCUCCAUCGCCAAGGCCGGCAUCAUGACCUCCCUGAACGCCUGCUGCUCCAUCCUGGCCGCCGCUAACCCCGCCUACGGCCGCUACAACCCGCGGAAGAGCAUCGAGCAGAACAUUCAGCUGCCGGCGGCGCUGCUGUCGCGUUUCGAUCUGCUGUGGCUCAUCCAGGACAAGCCGGACGCCGACGCCGACCUGCGGCUGGCGCAGCACAUCACAUACGUCCACCAGCACUCCCGCCAGCCGCCGACCCACUUCACCCCCAUCGACAUGAAACUCAUGAGGCGCUACAUCGCUCUGUGUAAGAAGCGCCAGCCAGUCGUGCCGGAGGUGCUGGCGGAUUACAUCACCGCCGCUUACGUAGAAAUGAGAAAAGAGGCUCGGGUCAGCAAAGACACCACCUUCACCUCGGCCCGUACCCUCCUCUCCAUCCUGCGCCUGUCCACUGCGCUGGCCCGGCUUCGGAUGAUGGACGCUGUGGAGAAGGAGGACGUCAACGAGGCGAUGAGGCUGAUGGAGAUGUCAAAGGAUUCUCUACAAGCUGACAAAUCCGGCAGCGCCAGGACCCAGCGACCUGCAGACAUCAUCUUCUCGCUGGUGCGCGAGCUCACCACAGAGGGCGCUGCGGGCCGGGGCGGCGUGGUCCGCAUGGCCGAAGCGGAGCAGCGCUGCGUCUCUCGCGGCUUCACUCCCGCUCAGUUCCAGGAGGCGCUGGAGGAGUACGAGGAGCUGAACGUGUGGCAGAUCAACCAGGCCCGCACCAGGAUCACCUUCGUCUGAACCGCCGCCUUCCACAGGCUCCGACCCGCUCUCUCUUCCUUCUUCCUGCAUUUUGUAACACAAGUCAGGCAGAACGUGGACUUUUGCUUAUGCCCGUCUGUUUUGAAAGAAUUUGUGCUCUUGAUGGCCCCUUUGCUAAUGUCCCAGAAACCUAUUAAAUCUAUUAAACUGCUUGUAAAUAUGUAUGUCAGAACGUAGUAUAGUGUUGUAUCUGCAGUUGACAGAAGCAUCUAGUUCACAUUGAGAAUUUCUGUAUAUUUUAUACAUUGUAAUGCAAAUAAAAUUAAUGUUGUGCCGUGUAUUUGAGGAGAGUUAUAAUAAAUGCUUCAAUAUUCUU
This is a messenger RNA of Poecilia reticulata (guppy), 2729 nucleotides long. It is a transcript of the gene mcm7, whose product is annotated as minichromosome maintenance complex component 7. NCBI's taxonomy places the organism in Eukaryota, Metazoa, Chordata, Actinopteri, Cyprinodontiformes, Poeciliidae. The record is from RefSeq and is a predicted model, not a curated record. Gene Ontology annotation, cellular component: nucleus; MCM complex. Gene Ontology annotation, biological process: DNA replication; DNA replication initiation; DNA strand elongation involved in DNA replication. Gene Ontology annotation, molecular function: single-stranded DNA helicase activity; single-stranded DNA binding; ATP binding.